Molecule: messenger RNA, 2070 nt
Organism: Mesorhabditis belari
Lineage: Eukaryota; Metazoa; Nematoda; Chromadorea; Rhabditida; Rhabditidae
Source: the annotation of a GenBank genome assembly
AUGGUCAUUUCGCUGAAGUUGCUCAUCGUCGUGUUUCUCCUUUUUGGAUGUGUAAUCGCUAAUGAAGAACCUAGCAAGGAUUGGCUGAAUGAUACGGAUUACAUUGAUUCCACGCAUACGGUGAUUCGAUUAAAAGAAAAAGAUGACGAGCUUGCUCAUCAAAUUGCGAAACGAUACGGAAUGGUUGUUAAAGGCGAACCUUUCAUGGAGAAUCAUUACUUCUUUUAUCACGAACAGCCGGACCAUGCAUAUCGACGAAAACGGACAACUUCUGAGCAACUUGGUGAACAUCCCGCUGUGGAAUGGGUUGAAGAACAACGACCAAAAAAGCGAUCGAAACGAGAUUAUAUUCACAUCGAUGACGUGCAAGAGAAAAAAACCGGUGAAGAUUUGAUCGGAGCAACAAAACAAACGAUACAUCAUAUGGCUCGACGAAAAUCGACACUUGAAGUCCCUCAACUGCCGUGGAUCGAUCCGUUAUACAAAAAUCAGUGGUACUUGACUGGUGGGGCUGAUGGUGGAUUCGAUAUGAAUGUGCGAGAGGCUUGGUUGAUGGGAUACGCUGGCCGAAAUGUCACCGUUUCGAUACUUGAUGAUGGUAUUCAACGCGAUCAUCCCGAUCUCAUUGCCAAUUACGAUCCAAUGGCCUCCUCCGAUAUAAAUGAUCAUGACGAUGAUCCGACACCGCGAAAUAAUGGCGAUAAUAAACAUGGAACACGAUGUGCAGGAGAAGUGGCUGCUGUUGCUGGGAACAAUCAAUGCGGCGUCGGUAUUGCGUACAAAGCGAACAUUGGUGGAGUGCGCAUGUUGGAUGGAGCUGUCUUUGAUUCGGUUGAAGCGGCCGCUCUCUCAUUGAAUCAAAACCACAUCGACAUCUAUUCAGCGAGUUGGGGACCAGAAGAUGAUGGGCAAACAUUUGAUGGACCGGGACCGCUCGCACGAGAAGCUUUCCAUCGGGGAAUAAAGAGUGGACGAAAUGGAAAGGGGAAUAUCUUCGUUUGGGCAAGCGGAAAUGGUGGAUCAAGACAAGAUUCAUGUUCCGCCGAUGGUUACACAACUUCCAUCUACACUUUAUCCAUUUCUUCAGCAACUUCGGAUAAUCGUGAGCCAUGGUACUUGGAGGAAUGUCCCUCAUCGAUUGCCACCACAUAUUCAUCGGCAGCCAUGAGUCAACCUGCAGUGGUUACCGUUGAUGUGCCAACAGGUUGCACAAUGUCACAUACGGGAACUUCAGCAUCUGCACCACUGGCGGCUGGAAUUAUUGCACUUGCUCUUGAAGCAAAUUCGAAACUUACGUGGCGUGAUGUGCAACAUCUUGUCGUGCGAACAGCCAAUCCGAAGCCUCUUCUCAGCACCGCGGGAUGGUCAACAAAUGGAGUUGGUCGAAAAGUGAGCAGCAAAUUUGGAUAUGGAUUGAUGGAUGGAGCAGCUCUUGUGAAAAUGGCAAAAACUUGGAAGAAAGCUCCUGAACAAAAUCUUUGCAUCUAUGAGUACAAAUUGAAUCGACCAAAUCCACGUCCGGUAUCCGGCCGUUUUCGAAUGAAUUUCACGAUCGAAGUGACCGGAUGUCAAAUAGGGACGCCAGUGUUGUAUCUAGAACAUGUACAGGUGCUUUCCACCAUUCAAUACGGAAGACGCGGUGAUUUGAAAUUGACGCUAAUCUCACCGGCUGGGACUCGAUCGAUACUUCUUCCACCCCGUCCAUUUGACUACAACUCAAACGGAUUCCAAAAAUGGCCAUUCCUUUCCGUUCAACAAUGGGGCGAAGAUCCACGGGGCACAUGGGUGUUGAUCGUUGAAUCGGUCACGGACAAUCCGAAGCUGAAAGGAACGAUUGAAGAUUGGUCUCUUUUGUUGUACGGAACCGCUGAACCGGCCCAAUCGGGCGAUCCAAGCCAUAACGCAGCACCACAAUCAUCUGUUGAAUAUGCCGUUUCUGGAUUGACAGCUCAGGAUCGAAUCCCUCCGUAUCGUCGAGCUGCACAAGGGGAAUCGACUCAGAAUGGAAUGUCUCCAAUGAAAUUUCUUGCAAUUUGUGUCUACUUGAUUCUGUUACUUGUGUUGGCGGCC